CCAGCCGCCUUAUGGAGCCGCACGGGCCCGGCUGCCCCGGCAGCGUCCUCUUCGGUUGUGAGCUGACUGCCAGUACCAAAUCCUACACGUUUCAAGUGGAAGAGGAAGAUGACUCUGACCACAUUUUGGCCCUAUCUGUGGUCUGCCUCAUGGAUGGUGCCAAGGAUGAGUGCAAUGUGGUGGAGGUCGUUGGACGAAACCAUGAGAACCAGGAGAUUGCAGUGCCUGUGGCCAAUCUGAAGUUGUCGUGUCAGCCCUUGCUGAGUCUGGACAACUUCAAGCUGCAGCCUCCAGUGACCUUCCGCCUGGCAGCAGGCUCUGGCCCAGUACAUCUUGCUGGCUGGCACAGAACUGUGCCCAGGGAGGAUACUUUCUUUGAGGAGGAUGAUGACCUGUCUGACGAGGAGGAGGAGGAGCAGGAGCUUGCUCCUAUCAUGCCAGCCAAGAAGUGGAGGAGGAAGCAGUAGCUUAUCCAGGCAAGGUACUCACUGGGACUUCUCUCCCUGGAUGGCUUUUACCUCGGACACCUCUUGCCAGGACCUCAAAGUCUGCUGCUUCAUUUUGUUGUUUUAUUUGUUUAAUUUCUUUUUCUGUUGUCACUUUCUGGGGAGCAGGAGCUGCUCCCAGCACUGGGGUGACUCCUUUCUCACAGCCCUGGGAGGCUGAUCCCAAAACUGGAUGGAUGCUGCUGGUAUAUGUCCUCUCCCCCUCCCUGUGCUGG
This is a messenger RNA of Dryobates pubescens (Downy woodpecker), 721 nucleotides long. It is a transcript of the gene NPM3, whose product is annotated as nucleophosmin/nucleoplasmin 3. Gene Ontology annotation, biological process: chromatin remodeling. Lineage: Eukaryota; Metazoa; Chordata; Aves; Piciformes; Picidae. Bases 12 to 467 code for a protein of 151 amino acids. Gene Ontology annotation, cellular component: cytoplasm; nucleoplasm; nucleolus. The transcript has 6 exons. Gene Ontology annotation, molecular function: chromatin binding; histone binding; RNA binding. The record is from RefSeq and is a predicted model, not a curated record.